Messenger RNA from Gilbertella persicaria, 234 nucleotides. RefSeq lists its product as uncharacterized. The annotation marks the transcript as partial. NCBI's taxonomy places the organism in Eukaryota, Fungi, Mucoromycota, Mucoromycetes, Mucorales, Choanephoraceae. The transcript has a single exon. The record is from RefSeq and is a predicted model, not a curated record.
CGCAUCACUCUUUUUUAUUUCUUUAUCUUUUCUUUCUGUUUCUUUACUUUCUCUACUCUGGUCUCUUAUGGUCUCUUAUGGUCUCUCUCUCUUUUUGGUUUGUGCCUUAUCUACUUCAAGAACGCGUCUACUGACAUCUCUGCUUUCUCUGAAGUUUUCUCUUUACUUGAUCCGUUUUCUUUGCUUGGUUCUUUCUAUUUGGUUUUAAGCAGCUACGUAUUAAGGAUAUACUAG